Molecule: messenger RNA, 1422 nt
Organism: Aspergillus lentulus
Lineage: Eukaryota; Fungi; Ascomycota; Eurotiomycetes; Eurotiales; Aspergillaceae
Product: FAD-binding oxidoreductase
Molecular function (GO): FAD binding; oxidoreductase activity
Source: RefSeq, a predicted model, not a curated record
AUGCCGUUCAUGUCAUAUUCGCAUGUACUAGAACUGAGACGCUGGCUGGAAGGAACCCGAGCGAAUGUGAUUUGUUAUGGAUCUCAGGACUAUGCGGAAAAGAUUAAAAGAUGGAGCGAUACUUGCGAACGAGACGCAGGCGCUAUAGUCGAAGUGACUUCUACAUCAGAAGUAUCUGAAACAGUGCAAUUUGCCCGAAAGCACCAUAUCAACUUCGUCACGGAGGCCGGUGGACAUUCCACGACUGGCUCGUCCGCUACCCACGGUGGACUGGUCAUCAGCCUGACUAAAAUGCGUCGCGUUUUAACUGACCCUGCCUCCAGAACUGUGUGUGUCCAGGGUGGCGCUAUCUGGGAUGAUGUUAACGAGUCCACUGCUGCUUAUGGCCUGGCAGUUGUCGGAUCGACUGCAAGCCACACUGGAGUUGCAGGGACGACACUGGGCGGUGGCUUCGGGUGGUUAACUGGGCGAUACGGUCUGAUCAGCGACAAUCUCCUCAGUGUCAGAAUGGUCUUAGCAGACGGUACUAUUGUGGAGGCAUCCGACGAGGAUCACCAGGAUCUAUUCUGGGCAGUACGCGGAGCAGGACAAGCCUUUGGCAUUGUGACAGAGCUGGUUUUCCGGGCUUAUGACCUUGCCGGGCCAGUGUACGGCGGAACGCUCAUUUUCACAGUGGAUCGAUUACCGGGAAUUCUUGAAUUCGCCAAUCGCUUCGAUGAGCGGCAAGAUGAAGACAGUGGCUUUUUCUUUGGGCUUGCGGCGCCAUCAGCGGCUGAUCGUACAGGAAUCUUGGUUUUGCCAUUCUAUAACGGCAGUCAAGAGAAAGCUGAGGUGUUCUUCGCGCCGUUGAUAUCUCUGGGUCCUUCAAUAAACAAAACGUCUAUGAUGUCCUACAAAGAGCUCAAUAGACUUGCAGAUGUCGAUCCAGUCCCGGAGGGUCGGAAAUGCUUCAGUGGGACCAAAGUAUCCAUGCCACUUGACCGGCAUCUGCUCUGUGAUCUAUGGGAGCAUUUCGACGCGAUUAUGGAUAAAUACCCGCGAUCAAAGAACAGCGUGCUAAUGUUUGAGCUCAUACCUUACGGGAAGACCAUAAGUGUCCCCAUCGACGCCACAGCCUGUGCGGACCGAGGGCGAUACUACAAUGUCGCAUUGCUUCUCUGCUGGUAUGACCCUGAGCAUGACGCGGCGAUGCAUACAUAUAUGCGAGCCCUACUCUCGAGGAUCAAGAGAUCAGAUUGUUAUGCUGGCAAAAGGGAGCCUGUGGUGCAGGCCAAUGCAAAUUUCGCAGGUCAUGAGAUUGGAGCAACCUACCUCUUCAGGGACAAUCUUCCCCGAUUGCAGGCCCUGAAGAGGAAGUAUGAUCCCCAUAAUGUUUCCUCCAAGUGGCAUGAUCUUGUCUUUCAUACAGAAAGGCAAUCAUGA